Molecule: messenger RNA, 2619 nt
Organism: Engraulis encrasicolus (European anchovy)
Lineage: Eukaryota; Metazoa; Chordata; Actinopteri; Clupeiformes; Engraulidae
Gene: bmp2b
Product: bone morphogenetic protein 2b
Exons: 3
Coding region: 383-1771 (462 amino acids)
Biological process (GO): BMP signaling pathway
Cellular component (GO): extracellular region
Molecular function (GO): cytokine activity; growth factor activity
Source: RefSeq, a predicted model, not a curated record
UCUCCGAGUCGCACGCGUCGCUGUACCACAACCGCGUCAGCAGAUCCGUCCAGAACCAGACCAGCCCACAGUUUGUUGGUUAUUUUUAUGGCACACCAGGACGUUUCCGAUGUCGGCUGGUACGUUGUGCGCAAGUUCAGGCUCUUAACUUAAAGUUACCCGUCUCUAUAGGAUCUGUCAUCCAUCGGUGGCUUUGAGAAGUUAGACCGACAAAACCAGGUAAUAUGCGGGAGAGAAUUUAGCGCGGAUUCUGGUCAGCAGGGUCUUCCCGUGGUUCGCUGGAGGCUCGUAUGGAUUAACGGGAUUUGAUGUGGACUUUAGGGGAGCCUAAAACUGGGACGACGACCGGGCAGAGCGCUUCCUCUUCGGGAACUCACUGAUCAUGGUCGCUGUGGUCCGCGCACUCAUGCUACUGUGUCUCCAGCAGACGAUGAUAGGAGGUACGUGCGGACUAAUUCCCGAGACCGGUCGCCGGAAAGACGCCAAGUCCGAAGGCUUCCUCAACGACUUCGAACUCAGACUUUUAAACAUGUUUGGACUGAAACGGCGGCCGACGCCGAGCAAAACAGCUAUCGUGCCACAAUAUAUGUUGGACCUUUAUCACUUGCAUACGGAAAACGGUGACCACCGGAGCACGAAGCGGGUCAGAAACGUCAUGGCUGGUCACGCAGAGACAGCAGCAAGCAGAUCAAACACUAUUCGGAGCUUUCAUCACGAAGAAUCCUUGGAGGCGCUCUCCAGCCUGAAGGGCCGCACGACUCAGCAGUUCUUCUUCAACGUCAGCUUCAUCCCGCCGGGCGAGAGCGUGAACGCCGCAGAGCUGCGCAUCUUCCGGGAGCAGGUGCUGGGGAGCGGGAGCGAGGGGCAGCCCGGUUCCCACGGCAACAGCAACGGCAGCGCCGGCGGCGGCGUGACCACGGCGGCACCAAGGAGCGGCGGGAGGCAACACCGCAUCAACGUGUACGAGGUCUUCAGGCCCGGCAGCGGCACGGCUGGCGAACACAAGGAGGCGCUAGUUAGGCUGAUGGACACGCGGCUGGUGCGCGACUCCCACAGCCGCUGGGAGAGCUUCGACGUGGGCACGGCCGUGCAGCGGUGGACCUCCGGGCAUGCGCCCAACCACGGACUCAUGGUGGAGGUGGUGCACCCGGAGGGUGGCUCGGAGGAGGACGGAGAAGGAGGAGAGAGAAAGGAGGAGGAGGAGGAGGAGCAGGGGAGAGAUGGUGCUCACAGGAGGAGGCACGUGCGCGUCAGCCGCUCACUGCACACAGGAGACGAGGACUCCUGGUCCCAAGCGCGCCCUCUGCUGGUGACCUACAGCCACGACGGGCAGGGCAGCGCCAUGCUCCGCUCCCAGCAGCGCGCCCGGGACAAGCGGCAGGCGGUCGGUCGGCGGGCAGGCGGCGGUGGUGGCGGCGGAGGCGGAGGUGGCAACAAGCACCGCAAGAAGCACCCGCGCUCCAACUGCCGCCGGCACCCGCUCUACGUGGACUUCAGCGACGUGGGCUGGAACGAGUGGAUCGUGGCGCCGCCCGGCUACCACGCCUUCUACUGCCAGGGCGAGUGCCCGUUCCCGCUGGCCGAGCACCUCAACUCCACCAACCACGCCAUCGUCCAGACGCUGGUCAACUCGGUGAACGGCAACAUCCCCAAGGCCUGCUGCGUGCCCACCGAGCUCAGCCCCAUCUCCCUGCUCUACCUGGAUGAGUACGAGAAGGUCAUACUCAAGAACUACCAGGACAUGGUGGUGGAGGGCUGCGGCUGCCGCUGAACUGAACUGAACAGAACAGAGAGGCCCGGCUGAGGCCCGGCUGUGGGCCAGCUGUGGGCCGUGUCCAGGACAGUCCCAUCUGCAGUGGUGCCACAUAUCCCUCCUCCAAAAAACUAGUUCCUGCAGUCUGCUGCUUCUUGCCGGAUGUGGCGGCACUACUUCAGGCCGGAUUUCAGUGUCAAAGCUCAGCUCAGUCCGUGUCAGUCCGCCAAAGAUCCACACACAUCACAUUCCCCCAUCCAUCUCUUGGCUCUCUCUCAUCCAUGACCCAUAUUACUGGACCCAGGCAUGGUUGGGAUGGACAGGGUUUUGGACCAAAACUCAUAACUUAUUACUUAAGCAACCAAUCAUAUAUUCUGAUUGGGAUGAGGCGUGGCUGACAAAUGGAUGGGCAUAGUCACGUCCCAGUCCACUUAGAACCAUGCCCACUCUCUGACCUACAGUGCAUUUCUCCAAACCAUUGUUGCUAGCUAUGCCACCCACACCAUUCCAGCCACCUGUGACUGAAACAAAUGAACUACUUACUGUACUUACUAACCAGUGUCCAAUGAAGACUUUUAUUUAUAUGAAUACCAAGAACUUUUUGUAUAAAAAAAGAAACUAAAACAAAAACAAAACAGACUUACCAAAGCCAAACACAAAAAAGGUCAACUAUGGAGGAGAGAGAGAGAGAAAGUAAAGUAUAUAAAAUAGAUAUUUAUGUCAAAAGUUGGAAAAUAAAUGUUUUAAAGAGGAGUAUUACUUCUGAAAUGGUUUUAAAAUAUGUUUUCUGAUGUACAUUUCGAAACCAGUGCAAUAUCAUAUUAAGUAUAAUGCUCAGAUUCUUAUUUUGUAUUUAUUUCUAUCAU